ACUGUACGAGAAGAGUGGGAAAAGUUGCUCUCAGGUGAGAUUAAGUCAGAUCUCUGUGACCAAUGAGGCAGAAUGGGGCUCUAAUAAAUCUUUCGAAUGAUAUAAAUGACACAUACUAAGGUAUCGGUGUCUCUGAGCAAUUUCCCCGAACAUAACCCGAGAACAUGUUUAAUUGACGCGAUCGUUACCCCUAAAGAUUUAUGCCAUGUAUAUACACACGGCGUAGCGAAGCAAUUAAAUCGAAGCCUGGUGAAGGAAAAAUCUGUGUCAGAUCGAAAUAUUGGCGUUCCUGGAGGCACCGUUGUGAUUUGUCGGCCCUCUUUCUAUACACCGAUACAUUAAACUAACGUACAUUAUACCACCAGGCGGUCCAAGGUAUGACACCCUUCAGGACGAUCUGGAACGAGACAGUUCAGGAGAAACAGUGAUCAAGAUGGAAUAAGAUGGAGUUGGGAUUGCCAUCUACAAAACGACAGCGAGAAUUAAGCCCGAUCUAACUUGGAGUCACAGUGCACAAGGACGACCUAUGUACCAACUAACAAUCCAUUAAUGCUUCCUAACCUGUUAUUGCAAUGUAGCAAUCCCAUCAUGACAGUGCGUGCGCCACUGUCAAAGAAUGUCUGAAGGUAGGCUUGACAGUAUAUAUAACUAUAGACGAUCGACGUCUUUCAGUGUAAAAUCCAAUCUUAAAAUUAUUGUUUCUAAGUUUUACAGUGGAGUCUUAGGCCUAUUUGCGGUACUGAUGUAUAAAAACAACUUUUGAAGUGUUGUUUGAUCAAAGCUGACCAACAAGCAUUAAUAGUAAAACAAACAACAUUAUAUGAUUUUGCCUUAUACUUUGGCAUGAAAUGGACUGAUAUUUUUCAGUCCUAUAUUACAAGAAAGAUUAACAUUGUGUUGGGCUAAAAUGACCUUUAUGCUCUGUAGAAUUCGGCAGAAGGUCAUGGCUGUAUUGUUAUACUGUCACAUAAAGGCACUCCGUGUGUAUGACAGUGUUCUGAGCAGACAAUACAAGGGCACGGCGUAGGCGACAGCUUUAUACUCACCUAGAAGGAGUCAAAAGGUAAAUUAGCGUGACACGAGCUUAUGUGGGGACACACACUGACCAAUGACACCUAUCCAGCACGCAAGAUUAUACUAUCCACGUGGUGGGAAAUAGUGCUGCCUGAAUAUUCAAUACUUCCAAAGUGUUCCGGACUUCGAUAGUUUCAAGAUACAACGUACUGAGAGUGUAUGACGAACAUAUUUUCUCGUGUUUAUUGUAUAUACGUGAAAAUGUUCAAAACAGCACGAACAUACGUGUUGAUCUCGUAGCUCAUAUAUAGAAAUACUUGCAGGACGACUCUAGCUGUGGAUUGAAUGUCGUUGUAAUAUAUAGCAGAAAAAGUGUAUGACGAUGCCGAGGAAAAAGAUUCCGUUUUCUGAUUUGAAUGAACUUCACCAGGCUGCUAACCACGCACUGAGAGUGGCAAUUCUUAAUGAGAGAUUCAAAAGAUGGUCAAAGGUGGUGGAAACUUAUAAACGUCUGUUGUCGAUAAUAGGCAGAGAUCACUUGCCCGAUGACUACGAACCACCUGCUAGUUAUCGUCUUUUGAUGUAUGAAGUGCAUUAUCAUCUUGGAAUGGCUCUCCAGCAUAGAAAAGAGCACAAAAAGGCCGUGACAGAGUUCACUAAAGCUAUUUCUGCAAUAUCUAUUCCGAAGAAUGGCUGCACCGCUGGCUGUUCGAUGAACACGUGCCUGUUGACUCCUGUGCACGCGAGAAGAGCAUUUGCCCUCGCCUUAACAGGUACAGGAGACUUGUCCGGAGCGUUGAAGGAUGCUGAGCGAGCUGUGGUGCUAGAUAGUGAAAAUCCAGAUGUUCUCUGCGUCCGAGCAUUGACAAGAAGCACCAGAGAUGAGGAACCUCUUGCAAUACGUGACGCAAACGAAGCCCUUCGGAUCAACCCGGACCAUUUGGCAGCUCUUGUUGUUCGAGGGGGCUUGUCUCGACCUCUAUAUGCGGCAUGGAGUGAACUAUAUCAACCUCUUGACAACGAGUUCCACAAAAAGGCCGCAGGUUUAAACCCAGACACGAAACCAUUUUUAAAUGUUGUUAACUUUAAAGACCCACUGGUGCUUGACUUUUAUAAUAGAUUUCUACACAAUUUGAGCGUACCUCACACGGUGAUGACAGUGGAUCUGACCCCAGACCGACCCAGCAAAAAGCAACUUGAGAGGAAUCAGGCCUUGUAUCGCUCACCGUCUUCGAAGAGAAGAGUGAAGUCUGCAGAAGAAAGACUGAAUAUCGGUGAUGCCUUUAAAUGUGGCACCCCAACUCCGGCCGAAAUCAACAAAACGUCGGCUCUCCGGCGCCACGAUUACGGAGAAGCGGUCAGGAAACACUCGGUCAGGCCGAAGACAGCACAGGAAUAUCUUGCGGAACUGUACCAGUCCAUACAACAACGGGAUGCGACUACACAUGUUUGUUCUGGCAGAUCGCUGAUGGGCGCGGCCUCUGCACCUGCCAGCCGCCCAGCCUCUUUUCUGUCCCCUUCCAAAUCUAGGUCCGAACAAGGGCGCGGAAACAGCAGUCGUAACACUAGUUGCAAGACGCCACUUGCAUCCCGAGAAACCAAGACAAGACGGACGAAAACUUUCACCAUCGAGUCACCUUCAAACUACACCAUACCGGUUUUCCAACCCAUAAACAUCAAAGACGCACCACGCAUGUAUUACCGCCCAUGGAAAGGCGAUCGACUGCCCACAGCAGAGAUAUCUAGAAGAAAAACAACUUUGGCCUUCUAUUAAAGCUAUAUGUUACAUGCACGCAUGUAUCGGUUUUAUGAUAAAUUUAAUUAUAGGGUACGUCGUGACAAAAUAUGCAUGUACAGCGGGCAAAGUGUUACAGCCAUAAAUCUGGGACAGUGUUCUUCUUCUUCUUUUUCAGCAAUUAAAACAUGCUUUGAUUUAAGAUAAUAUAACCAAAGACGCAGUGUACUAUAAACAAAUAAAAAAUAACAUUCAUCUCAACUGUUUCUCAUGUUUUCUACACGUGAAGCUAGAAUACAAGGUAUGGGGUCCAGUUUGGGUUCUGCGAGCAGUCAUGCACCUUAGUUGCAUGGGGAGGUCUUAGUGACCAAAGAAUCCAGGACAAAUGCCCGGGCGGACAAAACCCCCGCGAACAAAAACCCCGUCGUCUUAAUUAACCUACAAAAGAUAUCCGACAGUCUAAC
Molecule: messenger RNA, 3213 nt
Organism: Liolophura sinensis
Lineage: Eukaryota; Metazoa; Mollusca; Polyplacophora; Chitonida; Chitonidae
Exons: 14
Coding region: 1391-2788 (465 amino acids)
Molecular function (GO): protein binding
Source: RefSeq, a predicted model, not a curated record